Molecule: messenger RNA, 2700 nt
Organism: Conger conger (European conger)
Lineage: Eukaryota; Metazoa; Chordata; Actinopteri; Anguilliformes; Congridae
Gene: cacng6b
Product: calcium channel, voltage-dependent, gamma subunit 6b
Exons: 5
Coding region: 160-978 (272 amino acids)
Biological process (GO): regulation of calcium ion transmembrane transport via high voltage-gated calcium channel; calcium ion transmembrane transport
Cellular component (GO): membrane; L-type voltage-gated calcium channel complex
Molecular function (GO): calcium channel regulator activity; voltage-gated calcium channel activity
Source: RefSeq, a predicted model, not a curated record
GUUAAGUUCCAAGUGUGUCUUUCACUCUGAACUGAACAACACACACCAAACAGGUCAGCAAUAAUUCUUGUGAUUGCGGCUAUUGGUAGAGCGGUCUUGGUGGAGGUUGAAGCACAUAUUUGUAAAGUUUCAGCUUUGGCGAACCUCACAGAAGUAGCCAUGUGGUCCAAUUUCUUCAUGCAGGAAGAAGAGGGGAGGAUAGGAUCUGGGGGUAUGGGUCCGUCGGAUGCAAGGACCACCACGAUGGCGAUGCUAAAGGGGGCCCGUGGCGCAAAGAGAAGGGCACAAGCCACGUCCAAGAUGAGCGACAGCCAAGAGGGAAAAAUCAAGCUCGCAUUUUUCGUGGCCAUUGUGGGUGUGACUCUGACCGUCCUGGGCGUGGGCACCGAGUUCUGGGUGGAGUUGGCCCCGCCCAAGAGCUUCUACAACAACCAGACGUGUCUGACCGCUCAUUACGGACUGUGGAAAAGUUGCAUGCGGACGCUGUGGGUGUCGGACAUUGACCCGGAGAGGGAGAGCUGUGGGCCUGCUGAGCUGCCUGGAGAAUCAAAUUGCACGUACUUCAAGUUCUUUACCUCUGGAGAGAAUGCCGUUAUUUUUAAGAAGACCACAACAAAAAACCUGAACAUCACAGCAGCUGUCUUCGCCCUCCUCAGUCUCUUCAUGAUGGUCACAGGCUCCAUCUGCAUCUCCAUGUCCCUCAGCAAAGGGGUGCCAUUCUUCCUAAAGCCUGCAUCUUUCUGCUUCAUUGUAUCAGGUAUUCUGGUCUUUCUGACUCUUAUAAUCUUCCACCAGUCGGUUCUCUCCCUGGUGGCCAGUGACCACUCAGUCCCACUGCACCAUGACCUCUCCUGGUCAGCAGCCUGUGUGGGGUCAGCGGGAGCCAUAGUAAUCCUGGCCGGAAUCAUCUUCGUCAUCCUCUCCCUCCCGCACAGUCCCUGGGAAAAAUGUCUGCCGCACAAUCGCAGCGACACCUAGCCGUUUGCAAUGUGCUGUGUUUCAUGUUGUGUCAUAUUAUCAUUAUUAUUAUUAUUAUUAUUAUUAUUAUUCAUUAAGACAUAGAUGGACAUACUGACAGACUGACUGAUAGGGUUACACUAUAUUCACUUUAAAAAGUUGACAAGGAUAGAGAAACAGAUACGACCCCUCCUUAGCUUUAUAGUAUAUAUAAGAGACCGAGCAAGUCUAAGCAUAGUAUAUAUUAAACUUGUGAUGUUUCAUUUCUGUUAUGCAUUUUAUAAACAGUGUUAUAUAACCAGAGGCACUCACAGAAGUAUGGUGUUUACUGCAUCAUAAUGCUACAGCCCAGCUAACAAAAGGUGCCAGUUCCAUCAAAAUGCAAUAUUUAUUUGUGAGGGAAAGGUUAAAAGGUGAAAAGAGGUUAAAAUGUGAUUUGAUUGGGUACACAUAUGAUAUGUAACAUAUUUGUCUUGGUGUUAUCUACUGGCCAAGAGCAGGGGUGGGCAUUUCCAGUCCCGGAGGGCCAGUAUGUAUGCAGGGUUUUUUUUUCACCAAUUACCCUGGCUAUAUAGGCUGGUUCACUCGUACUUAGAUUAGAUCAGAAUAAAACACUUUCUACAGGGACACAAGAACAGUCUAUGGCAUAAAUGUUAGGGCUAAUUAAGUAACCAAGGCCAGAGGUCAGCAUGAAAACCAGAAACAGUUACGACCCUCGUUACCCACUUCUGGCCAAGAGCUGAAUUAUUAUUAUGAAGAAGCUGGACUUAUGUGUUAGGAGAGACAGAUGGCACUUUUUUGAUAACUUUGGCCAUCCUAUGUGCACCACACUCUACACCACACAGAUAUAGAAAGUUCGAAUCACAAGCAAAUCAUAAGCCACAGGUGGCUAACCUCGGUUCUAGAAAGCUAAUAUGUUUUUUGUUUUUUUUGGUUGAUCCAACAUUUUACAUAGUCAGUCCCAAUACCCAUAUAUUCACAGUAUUAAUAAUUAAUCAUUAGACCAGUGAAAUUGGCAAGGAUUUCAGCACUCCAAGAGAGGGGUUGUCCAUUCCCACUAUUACACAAUGCUUGGUAAUACUGACAGUGACAAAUGCAGACAGUGAAUAACUGCAGACUGACCCAUACCAAAGCCUUAAUAUAAAGAACAUAUGCCUUGUGCAAAAUGUUUGUUAUAUAUCAUAUGCACAUUUUGUUCAAGUUCAGUACGAUGCCAUGCACAUUCUGUGUGCAUACAAUGUAUUAAAAUACAGUGUUAUAUUUGGCAGAGUAAGUUACUGAAAAUCACUUUGCAAGCACAGCUCUGUAUAUACAUAUAUAUACAUGUUUAUAUUUUACUGAGAAGUGUGACUGUGAGGGUGGAACUGAGGGAAAUCUUACAUAAUGUGUCCCAAAACCACCCCAAUUUUAUUUGCAAUAUAUCCAAGUGCUUUUUCAUUUGUGAUGUCAUGUUUGCUAUGUCUAGAGAACGAAUCUUGAAAAUAUAUUAGCUAAAUGUUAUGUUUCUAUCUCUCUAUGUAUUUGUGUGUCUCUGGGUUGAACAGUGAUUUAAUUUGAAAAUGAAUGUGUUUAACAUGCAGCAAGGAACUUUUGAGCAGGUUAGUGUUUUUAUGCUUUUUUCCUAAAAAUGGUAAACAAAUAAGUUUGAGACUGCCUGUGUCCUCAUUGUAUGGUUCACUUUUUGACACAUUUCCUCUAUAUAAAAUUGAUCAAUCAUUAAAUUUCACAUACUCUUUCAAUAUA